Messenger RNA from Acomys russatus (golden spiny mouse), 3470 nucleotides. Its product is annotated as zinc finger protein 39-like. Lineage: Eukaryota; Metazoa; Chordata; Mammalia; Rodentia; Muridae. Gene Ontology annotation, biological process: negative regulation of transcription by RNA polymerase II. The coding region runs from base 333 to 3470 and encodes 1045 amino acids. The transcript has 8 exons. Gene Ontology annotation, molecular function: DNA-binding transcription repressor activity, RNA polymerase II-specific. The record is from RefSeq and is a predicted model, not a curated record.
GUCUACGGUGGAGGUAAGGGAGGGUGUUCAUUACUGUUGUGUUGUGACCAGAUACCCAAAAGAAACCACGUAGGGGAGGAAAGAUUUAUUUUGGCUCAUUGUUUCAGAGGUGUCAGUCCAUCAUGGCAGUGAUGGCAGGUUGGAGUGGCCCCAUCAGUGGAGGUGACAGUGUGAAGAGGAGCAGCUGUUCACACCAUGGCAGACCUGGAACCUGAGAGAGCAGUGGGAACCAGGGGCAGGGGCUGGUGUCCUUUGAGGAUGUGUCUGUGGACUUCACCUGGGAGGAGUGGCAGGACCUGGAUGACGCUCAGAAGAAGCUCUACAGGGACGUGAUGCUGGAGACCUACAGAAGCCUGGAGUCCUUGAAUCAGUGUGAUCCCAAACCUGAGUUGAUCCUGAAGUUGGAGCAAGAAGCUGGGCCAUGGAAGGAAGAAGAUGCCCCUGACCAGAGCCUCCCAGACAUGCAGAAUGCGAAUGCCCAGGGUGCGAUCCGCCAGGACAAUCAAAAGAUGCAUGGACGCGAUCUGGUAAUUGCCAAGAGCAACACACCAGCUGAGGAGAGGGCUAAAGCAGGAAAAACACGCACUAGCUCAAACCGUGUUUUAAGUCUGGCUGUGAAGAAUGGCAUGUCUUCUGGAAUGAGACCUGGGGCUCUUACCAUGUGGGAUAAUGUGCUUCUCCCCGGUGGGUCCAGUGGGACACAGGCUGUAGAGGACCUUCCUAAUGCAACCAGGGUGUCCCCGAGCCUUCCCAAGCCUCUUAAUCUAUAUGGUAGUACCGAGUGUGAAGAGCAGCGUCUUCAGUAUUAUGGGCCCAGAGAAGCUUUCCACAUGAAGACAGUGUGGUUACAGAACACAUUUCCAAUGAGAGAUGCCUCCAGGAAGCUGAGGGACUACAGGAAAAGAUUAGAAAAGUUAGCUCUUCCUGCCCAAGGCGGUACUCGGGUACAGGAGCAAACUUUUAAAUGCAAAGUGUGUGGGCAAUUGUUCUAUAAAAAGUUUCAUCUCACACAGCAUUUAAAAACACACAAAGAAAAGAAAUGCUAUAAAGGUAAUAAUUGUGAGCCAAUAUUCAAUAUACAAUCAAAGUUCCCAAAACAUCAAAGGUUGGGAGUGGGAGAAGCGCCUACCUCAUUACACAUGUGUAAUGAUGUUGAGAAUUACAUUUGUCAGAAAUCAGAAACAAAUGUUGAGCAGAGACUCCUAGGCGAUGGGAGGAAUGUGUUCCGGAAAACUCUGUGCUCAAAGUUGAAUUGCAGUGCUCAGCAGAGCCCUGGCAGGCGUGAGAAAUCCUAUGAGUACAGUACAUCUGGGAAAACAGUUUGUGAGUCAGACCUCCACCAGCUUCAGACAGCUCACAGGUCUGAGAGGGAGUGUGCAUGUAAUACCUGUAGGGAAACCUUUAACCAUACACCAAAUGUCCACUCACAGUCCAGCGCUCACACAGCUGAGAAAGCCUAUGAGAGUAAAGACUGUGAGCAGUCCAAACCCACUGUGAGUCGGCCGACUCACACGCAGGAGAAGCGCUAUGUGUGCAGUGUAUGUGGAAAAGCCUUUUACAAAAGAGCUCACCUAAAUGCACACCAGCGAACUCACACAGGGGAGAAGCCGUACGACUGUAAGGAAUGUGGGAAGUCUUUUAGGCUGAAGUCGUUUCUUGUUGUGCAUCAGAGAAUUCACACAGGUGAGAAGCCCUUUGCGUGUGCAACGUGUGGGAAAAGUUUCAAGCAGAGGACCAGCCUGUACACACACAUCCGAAUUCACACAGUCAGACUCCUACCUUCUGGUGAGUGCAGCCCGUUCCUGCCGGCGGCGGCGGCGGCGGCGGCGGCGGCCGGGACAGAUGCUGUGCGGUGUGCAGACGGUUGCGAUCCCGGGAGGCCUGGCCUGGUGUCCUUUGAGGAUGUGUCUGUGGACUUCACCUGGGAGGAGUGGCAGGACCUGGAUGAUGCUCAGAGGCAGCUCUACAGGGACGUGAUGCUGGAGACCUACAGAAGCCUGGAGUCCUUGGAUCAGUGUGACCCCAAACCUGACUUGAUCCUGAAGUUGGAGCAGGGAGCUGGGCCAUGGAAGGAAGAAGAUGCCCCUGACCAGAGCCUCCCAGCUAUGCAGUAUGGGAAGAGACACGUGAGCCACCCGGUCAUCACUGGUGACUUGUCAGCCGAGGAGAGGCGCAACUUUGGGAAAAUAUUUAAUAUGAGUUCCCACCGUGUUUUACACCUCACUGUUAAGAACAGGAACUCUUCUAGAAUGAGAUCUGAGGGGCUUGGUAUAUGGGAAAAUGUAUAUCUCCCUAGUGAGUCCAUUGAAAUGCAGGCCACUGAAGAACUUGGUCAUCUAAAUACAUGCAGACCUGCCGAGCCUCUCCGUCUGGACCACGGUGUUGAAAGUGGGCUGCAGCACUUCCAGUAUACUCAACAUGACAAAGCCUUCAACGGGAACACUGUGUGGACACAUAAAGUGUUUCCUUUGGGAGAUGACUCGAGUAAGUUCAAGGAAUAUGGGAAAGCCUUUGAUGAGCUGACUGUUAGUGCUCAAGAGGGGACUCACCUAAGAGAGGAACCCGGUUACUGUAAAAUGUGUAAGAAUUCAUUCUCUGACAAGUGUAGCCAUACUCAGCAUUUAAAAACAUGCAUAAAAAUCAACUAUGGUAAAUGUGCUGAUGGUGAGCCAGCACUCAACACAGAACCAAGUCUUGUAAAUCCUCAGAGCACUCCGCAUCCAUGGGAAAAGCCCUGUGGGUGUAAGGAUGGCAAGAAAUGUGUGUGUCAGAUGCCAAAAGAGAGGGUCAACCAGAAUGCUUUCUCGAGUAAACAGAGUACUUGUGUGAAAAAAUUUUGCCCAAACUCAAAUUUCAGUGUGCACCAGAGACCACACACCAGUAAAAAGCCCCAUGAUUGCACUACAUCUGCAAAAAUCAACAACCAACCUCGCAAACGUCACAGGUGUGGGAGAACCUACCAAUGUAAAGUAUGUGGGAAAGCCUUUAAACACACACAAAACCUGUAUUUACACCACAGAACUCACACCGGUGAGAAGCCCUAUGAGUGUAAAGAGUGUAAGAAACUGUUCAGUGUAAAGUCCAAUCUUAGUGUACAUCAGAAAACUCAUACGGGCGAAAAACCCUAUGAGUGUGACAUCUGUGGCAAUGCCUUCAAAAGGAGGUGUGACCUAACUAUACACCGGAGAGUUCACACCGGUGAGAAGCCCUACGAAUGUAAAGAGUGCAGGAAAACCUUCAGUAUAAAGUCAGGCCUCAUUGUACAUCAGAGAAUUCACACGGGCGAGAAACCGUAUGAGUGUCAUGCAUGUGGGAAACGUUUUAACCAGAAGUCAAAUCUCUCCACACAUGAGAAAAUCCACACAGGCGAGAAGCCCUUCGAAUGUGAAGAAUGUGGAAAGUCAUUUAGCGUCAAGUCAUAUCUCACUAUACACCAAAAAACUCACCUGGGUGAGAAAGCCCAUGCAUGA